AUCAAAAAAUUAUGAAAAUGUUUAAAUCAGAUUCACAAUUUAUUAAUGAAAUGAAUGAUAAAAAAAUUUCUGAUCAAAUUUCUUCAGAAUUACCGGUUAUUAAUGGAAAAAAUCAUGAAAAAAUUUCAAAAUUUGCGUCAUCAUUAUCAUCACCAUCAUUAUCAACGACGACGACGACGACGACAACAACAACAACAACAACAGCAGCAACAUUUGACAGUGCACAACGUGUUCAGAUUCAACAAUAUCUACAUACAGUUUCUGGUCAAUUAUGUAAACCAACAAUUCAAGAGAUUGAACAUAAUUAUGCUAAAUCUCCACAUAUACAUCCUGAUCCACAGAUACAUGCACAACCAACAAAAUAUCUUUUUAUGAAACAUUUUCCUCGACAUCUAACCAAAACAUCGAAUAAAUAUCAACAAUCCGAUAAUAUUGUCGAUAUUGAUGUCGUUACAUAUGAUGAGAUGAAAAAAAUUCCAUUUCUAACACCAAAACCACCACCGGUGCCGAUCAAAAUCGAUGAUGAUGUUCCUGAAAUCGAUUCAUCCAUCACUGAUAAAUGGACAUAUGAAAAAAAUAAACUAUGGACACGUGCCAUGAAAAUUAUUCAUUCUGAUCGUAUGGCACGUUUAUCAUUCGAAGGUCAUGUUAAUGAAGUAUUAUUGAAACGUAAUCUACAGGAUCAUACGACACAAAAAUUUCGUGAAUUAUUUUCAUCAACAUUUUGGAAUACAAAAUUACUUAUAUGGCUUCAUGAAACAUUACUUGAACAUUUGAAUGUAAAUUAUCAAACAGUUUAUAUUGAAUCGUUACAGAUUCUACGACAAAAAAUUCCUACAUUAAUCGAAAAAUUCUAUCAAGUUAAAGAUCGAAUUGAAAAUAAAAAUCGGCCCACAUUAAAUGAUCCGCUAUUCAAUACACUUAGUCAUUAUAAACCGAAAAAACUUUCACGAAAACCAAUUUUUAUACUUGUACCAAAUGGACCGAAUCAAAAUGUAAAUCAAACAAAUUCUUUACGUCUAAAAUAUUGGAGUUCAUUGCUUAGUUCAAUGGGAAAAUUAGUAUCAUUAUCGGUGCCGGCUAAACCAACGGAUUAUAUUGCUGACAUCCUGAACGAUAUACGUUAUGUUGUCAAUGAAAAAAUUAAAAAUUGUAAAAAUUCUUAUUCAUCUCGACCGGUCAUAUUGAUUGGAUUUAAUUCAGCAUCAGUAAUCGCUGUACAUUGUGCAUUACAGAAUCCACGUUCAAUUGCUGCUGUUAUAUGUUUGGGAUUUCCAUUAAAAACAAUCAAUGGUAAUCGUGGUGAAUUAGGCGAUACAAUACUUGAAUUAUCAUGUCCAAUACAAUUUGUUGUUGGUGAAAAUUCUGUACUAACGCCAUUGGAUGAUAUGGAAGAUUUUCGUGAAAGAAUGACAAGAACGGAAACAAAUUUGAUCGUUGUUGGUGGUGCCGAUGAUAAAUUAGUUGUAUCGAAUGUUAAAAAACGUUUAGAAUGUCUUACACAAUCAAUGGUUGAUCGUUGUAUUGUUGAUGAAAUUCAUGAAUUUUUAUCACCAAUUCUAACGAAUUAUAAUGAAGAUGGUAAUAUCUGCUAUGUAACACCAACAUCAUUGAAUAAAGAUACACGAUUAUAUCGUUUCUUUCAUGAUGAACAUGGACAACCGAUUCCAAUUAUUGGAACAUCAUCAUCAUCAUCUACGAAUCGAAAAAGACCACCAUCAUCAUCAUCGUCAUCAAGGAAACGUACAAAAAUUGAAAAUGAUUCUGAUGAUAAAUCAACAAAACGAAAACGGCCACCACGACCACCUAAAAAAGAUUCGAUAAAUAAUAUUAAUCUAAAUAAUAAUAAUAAUAAUAAAACACCUGGAACAAUAACGACAACAUCAUCAAAUAACAUUAAUAAUUUUGCACAUAUUCUUGGUGGUCGUACUAUUUCAAAUGGCGGUGCUGCUACUAUUGCUGCUUCUGGUUCUUCUGGUUUUACACUAGUACCAUUUCAAUCAUCAUCAUCAUCAAAUGUGGCUGCAUUCAUAACGAAUAAUACAACUCCAACAACAACUACAAUGAAUAUAGAUAAACAACAACAAUUUAGUAAUAUAAAAAUUGAAAAAUCACAAAUUAUUUCCAUAGAUAAUUUUCCAUUGGCAACAAUAACGGCAAAAAAAGUUGUAAAAAAAACAAUAAGUCCAACGGCUAUUCAUUUAGCGAAUCUUGAAGCUUUUCCAACACCAUCAUCAUCUUCAUCAACAUCAACAACUUCAUCAUCAUCAACAACAACAACAACAGCAACAAAUAUUACAAGAAUCGGUGGUAGAGAGAUAAGACCACCAAAAUCAUUAGAUUUUUUUAAAAAUUUAUUCUAUUCGAUUUAUUAGCAAUUUUUUGCAAAACGAGUAUUGUCAACGCCAUCUUAUGAUUAAAAUUAUUAAAUAAAAAUUAUUUUUCAUUCAUCACA
This is a messenger RNA of Dermatophagoides farinae (American house dust mite), 2455 nucleotides long. NCBI's taxonomy places the organism in Eukaryota, Metazoa, Arthropoda, Arachnida, Sarcoptiformes, Pyroglyphidae. The record is from RefSeq and is a predicted model, not a curated record.